Hylaeus anthracinus is the source of this 1455-nucleotide messenger RNA. RefSeq names its product GPN-loop GTPase 2. The record is from RefSeq and is a predicted model, not a curated record. The transcript has 7 exons. Lineage: Eukaryota; Metazoa; Arthropoda; Insecta; Hymenoptera; Colletidae. Gene Ontology annotation, cellular component: cytoplasm. The coding region runs from base 459 to 1337 and encodes 292 amino acids. Gene Ontology annotation, molecular function: GTPase activity.
UUUGUCCAGUUAGAAAAACCGUUUUGCAUGAAAUAAGCACAAAUCGUUUCAUUUAUUUAUUUAUAAUGUAAGUUAUACAUAAGUAUAGAAAAUAUGAAAAAUUAUGCUUGUGCCAUUGUGACUCAUGGUCAUCAUACUGAUAUUGCUUUAAAGAUUUAUAGCAAUCGUAUAUUAUUGAUUAUAACGCAUUUUAAAAAGUUUGGUUCAUUGAUAACAGUAACUCGAGGAUCUGUGCUACCUCAGUUUAAUAACAGUAUAUUUUCUACAAAGGUAUUAUUCGGAAAGGAUGAUAUUGAUGUUGUGGCAGCUGUUCGAUAUAUAGCAGAACAAAUAGAUGCAGAUAAAUCAUUAUUGGUUUCAAUAUGUUUAAAAGACUAUGAACUAGAUACUUUGAAAGCUAUUGUUGCAGCUAUAAAUAAAAUUAAACCAUGGUGAUGUUAUAAAACAAGAGUACAAUCAUGAGUUUAAUAUUUGGUCAAUUAGUUAUUGGCCCACCUGGAAGUGGGAAAACAACAUAUUGUCAUGCUAUGUCCAAGUUUUUAGAAAAGCUUGGCAGGAAAGUUGCUAUCAUUAAUAUUGAUCCUGCAAAUGAAAACAUGGAGUACACACCAACAGUAGAUAUAUCUGAGUUAAUAAAACACGAAGAAGUAAUGUUACAUUAUGGUCUUGGACCAAAUGGAGCUUUAGUUUACUGCAUGGAGUUCUUAGAAGCUAAUGUAAAAUGGUUAAUUACAAAAGUUUUAAAUUUGAAGGAUUACUAUCUCAUUUUUGACUGUCCAGGACAGGUUGAAUUAUAUACACAUCAUACAUCCAUUAGUUCAAUCACUGAAAAAUUAGAACAAAAUUUAGUAAGACUAUGCAGUGUACAUCUUGUAGAUUCUCACCAUUGCAGUGAUGCUGGUAAAUAUUUAUCCUCCUUAAUUCUUUGCACAACAACCAUGUUAAAGCUAGGUUUACCACAUGUUAAUAUUAUGACAAAGUUUGAUGAAAUGAAAAAAUUCAGCGACCAUCUAGAUUUUAACAUAGAUUUUUAUACAGAAGUACUUGAUUUAAAAUAUUUACUGGAUAAACUCGAUGAAGAUCCUUUUACAUCGAAGUAUAAGAAACUAAAUGCAGCUUUUGUAUCUCUGGUAGAAGAUUAUAGUCUUGUCAGUUUUAUACCAUUAGAUAUUUCCAAUCAAGCAUUGUUACUACAAGUUAAAAAUGCAGUGGACAAGGCUAAUGGUUACAUUUUUGGUGGAAAUGAACCUCAAAAUGUCCAAACACUACUUGCAUGUGCUGUAGGAGCAGUAAGUGAAACUGAAAAAAUGUCCUCGAUAGAUUCGUAUUUCAAAUAAAAAAACUAUAUAAAAACAUAAUUCAGUAAAUGUUAUGUCUUUUUAUAUUAAAAUGCAUAAGUGUAAUCAUCAAUAUGUUUGGUAUAUUUUUAAAAGGAAUACAAUAAGUUAACAAGCA